Molecule: messenger RNA, 10513 nt
Organism: Megalobrama amblycephala (Wuchang bream)
Lineage: Eukaryota; Metazoa; Chordata; Actinopteri; Cypriniformes; Xenocyprididae
Product: trinucleotide repeat-containing gene 6A protein-like
Exons: 25
Coding region: 775-6315 (1846 amino acids)
Biological process (GO): positive regulation of nuclear-transcribed mRNA poly(A) tail shortening; miRNA-mediated post-transcriptional gene silencing
Cellular component (GO): nucleoplasm; P-body
Molecular function (GO): nucleic acid binding
Source: RefSeq, a predicted model, not a curated record
ACCAUUUUGGAGGUGAGUGUGUAGAGUUGGAGGAAGUGCUCUGAGAGCAGCGCUUGAGCUCUUCCUGCAGUUACAGGGAUGAAUGCAUGAAUGCGAGAGAAGAAAAUGGCGAUCGAGCAGGACAAAUGUUUCCCCUCCUAGACUCUGCAAAUGUGUUGAAUUUCUAUAGCCUUAUUAUUUGCUUUCAUUUCAUCUCUGCUGCACUUUAAACUACAAGAGAGAAUUGGAUGCUAUUGCCACCAAAGACAUUGAGGAGAAGCAACACAGGUCAGGAAAUCAUUCGUAACACGGAUGGAGAGUGGAUGGAGGAAAGUGUAGAGCUCGUUGGAAUGACGAUAAGGAAGAGGGGGCUGGUAUAAAGAGAAGGAACAAAGCUGGAUGUCUUUGAAGGCUUCUGGUAAACCUGGAGAGGAGAGGAAAAUAAAGCUGUGAUCUAAUCCUGUAUUACUUGAAGUGCCAGAACAUAUCAAGUCCAGUUUCAGCCAGCCUCAGUCUGCCAAUUAGAACAGCAGCACCUCCACUGUAACCUGCGCCAUCAGCAAUGCCAAGAGGGCCCCAGCCAGCGGCCAGCCCCAAGCCCUGCCUCGGUACCCGCUCUGUGAAGUUUCGUCGCAUCUCUGUCAGCACAAACAGAAAGAGCUGUUGAAGCGUGGGCAAUCCCUCACGGUCCUUGCUGCCACCCUGGGAACUCAAGUGCAGCUCAACUCUAGCCAGCCAGGGGAGCUUACGACUGAGAGGUCUGUCCUACACUGCGCCCAAAGCCACCUCUCAGGCAUGGCUCCCAUUCGGGAUUCUGUCAGCCACUCCCCUAACCAAACAGGUUUGGAACACGCUGGUCUGGAACCUCAGUAUGAAAGUUCACCGUGGAGCUCUGGCUCACCUUGCAGCGACUCAAAUAGCAACUGGGGAAAAGUCAUUGCAGAUAAGGGAACCUGGCCCUCCAUCACUGGUAGUGACCCAGAGUUAGCCUCAGAAUGUAUGGAUGCUGACUCUGCCUCCAGCUCUGGGUCAGAAAAAAAUCUUAGUAUGAUGGCGCCUGGAAGCACUGGUGGUGACAACAAUGGCAAUAGACAAGGUUCUCAUUUCAUGAUUGCAAAUGGCAGCAAUAAUGUGGGUAAUGGGAGUGUUAAGGGGCCUUGGGGUGUAUCCAAUGGCUCAAUGCUAAGCACAUGUCAAGGCUCCGGGGAUGGCCCCAGUGGCAAGCUGACAGAAAGCAGCCAUGGCAAAAUUAAUGCAUGGGGUACCCAAGGUUCCUCAACCAAUGUAGGUAUAAAUCCAAGCACUUUGAACCCAAAUGCCAACCAUGGUGCCUGGCCCGUUCUUCAGAACACUGGGCCCAAUCCCCACGGGCCGGUGGGGAACGGAAAUGGUGGCACCAACACUCAACAAAGCACCAUAGGUCAAACACCCAGCAUGCAGAGUAUCAACUCUAAGAUGUCCUGGGGAUGCCUGCAGGAAAAUAUGUCCGAAGCUGAAGUCAAUGGUACAAACAAGGUUCCAAGUGGGCAGCCUCAAAACCUUAACACUGAAUUUAAUGGACCAAAUAACACUACUAACACGAUGACCUCUAGUUUACCAAACUCUACAGGUUCAAUGCAGAUGAAUGAACAGCCCCCAGGGCACCGAGCUUGGCCUAUGAGUAAAGGGGGCUCCCCUCAGCUCCCUAUUUCUCCAGUCUCUAAUGGCACUUCCAUUUCUCAACACGGCAACAGUGAGGGAAUUAACAGCGGGUCUUUUGGUACAGCAUGGAGCGUUCCGUCCAGCACUAAUUACUCUGGAGACAAAUGUUCCAUCCCUAAAGGCCAAGCUGUGGGCGACACUGUGAAUGCAACUCUAAUGCAGUCUGGAGCCAACGGCUCCUCUGUGAGUGCUGCUUUAAAGAAUAAUAAUAAUAACGGGAUAGGCGGUCGUGGAGGAGGUUGGGACUCAGCGCCCGCUACCUCACAAAGUAUGUCUUGGGGAGCAGGUAAUGGUGUGAGCCCAGCUGGGAUCCCCCGCCCCUGGGGGAGUGCCUCCUCCUCCUCUUCUUCCUCUUCCUCAUCCUCUUCAAACACUGGCACUAAGGCCUCAAACGGCGGGGAGUGGAACACUUUGCCCAACAACAGUCAGCAUUCCAAUGAUGGCACGAAUGGAAGCAGGAAGGGAACUAAUGGAUGGAAGUCUUUGGAGGAUGAUGCUCUUGGUAUAGGGAGCUCCGUUCAAGCGUCACAAGGCAGCACAUGGAACAAGUCUACAGGCAGUGAAGGUAGCGGAGAGAGCUCGGGAGGUCGCAGUGAGAGGGACGGACAGCGUGGUGGCAACCGAAGGAGGGGUAAUCAGCAGGGUAUGAUCAGUGCAGCUCUCUCUAGAAUUGACGUGGACCCCAGGGUGCUGUCUAACACGGGGUGGGGACAAACUCCAGUCCGCCAGAACACUGCCUGGGAUGUUUCAAGCUCAGAUAAAAAGACAGGAAAUGGACAAACAGGCUGGGGCAGUGCUCCCCCUCAGGCAUCUAACUCAGGUGGGUGGGGAGAUGGACCCAGCACCAACAAAAGUAGCGAUUCUUCAGUGUCUGGGUGGACUGAACCGAAACCUUCAACUGGCUGGGGAGAAACCAAAGGCCCAGCUGUGCAAAGUGGAUGGGAGGAUGCCCCUUCUGUUACAAUGAACAAGGGCAGUUCCUCAUGGAAUAGCACCAAGGAUGAGAAGUCCUCUUGGAAUAAUGCACCGAAGGCAAAGCAAGGAUGGGGCGGCCCCUCUGCUGGAGAGGGAUGGGGCGGAGAAGGCCCAAAGGGAAACCAUUGGGGAGAGCCCCAGAAGUCUAGUUCAGGUGGCUGGGACAGCGACAGUGACCGCUCUGGAUCAGAUCGCUGGAGUGAGCCUGGGCGCUGUGGGACAAGCAACACCUGGGGAGGCAAUGGGGGCACCAAUGCUCCUGACCAGAGUGGUCCAACCACAGGAUGGGGAGAGCCACUGAAGACCAACAAUCAAAACCAAACCUGGGGUGAGCCAAUCAAACCAAGCCACUCCAACCCUGCUUGGGGUGACAACACAAAACCGAACAACUCUUCAGAAUGGGGCAAGUCCCAAGAUUCCAGCAUGGGAACAUUCAGGAGUGGGAACACCUCUCAGACUGGAGCCCCUAGUCAGAACAAGCCUACAGGAUGGUUGGGGGGCCCGAUGCCUGCUGCCUCCAAAGAAGAAUCAUCCACUGGAUGGGAAGAGCCAUCCCCUGAAUCCAUCAGACGCAGAAUGGAGAUCGAUGAUGGUACUUCAGCAUGGGGAGAUCCCAACAAGUAUAACAGCAAUGUAAAUAUGUGGAACAAGAACACUGCUGGAGAGCAGGAUGGCAUGGUUGUUUCUCAGCCCCCACAAGCCCAAAGCUCCAUGGCUCCAAAGGAAAAGAACUGCAGCUCAGGGUGGGGAGAGCCAUAUGGUGGGCCACAAAAAAUUGAGUCCUCUACCUGGGUUGAUCAUGCUGCUCCACCUGUCACUGUGGACAAUGGCACGGCUGCUUGGGGAAAGCCUGUUGAUACAGGUUCCAGCUGGGAAGAGUCAGGGAGGGACUCAGGAGGCAGUGGCUGGGGCAUUGCUGCUGUAGGACAGCAGUCACAGCACAAGUCUGGAUCCAAACCUAUGCAAGACAACUGGUGUGGAGAGGAGAUGUCUAUGGCAGGGCAAUCCAACUGGGGGGAGGAGGAAGAGGAAGUAGAGAUAGGCAUGUGGAACAACAAUCCAUCACAGGAAAUGAACCAAACUGGAAACUGGUCCUACAAGAAGAUGCCUCCAAAGCUAAACAAAGGACCCAACAAGCAAGAUGAUUCUCCAUGGAUGAAUCAGUUUGUGAAACAGUUCAACAACAUGUACCCUAGAGAUUCUGCUGAAGAUUCCCUGAAGAACAAUAAGAUGGAUAUGUCUGGAGGAAUGACAGACAAGCGCAUUGAUGUUGACAAGCAUGUUCUUAAUAUGGGAGACUACGGAAAAAAUCCUGCUUCACGUCACCAGAUUCACAAAGACUCUCCCAUAGACCGUAAUCCCUAUAUGGAUAAGCUUUCACUGCCUGUGUAUGAUAGCUCUGUAGCAGAGGAAUUCCAAAACUCACAGAUCACUUCCAUGCAGAAUCUCAGCUAUUCACCUACAAAUAAUGCACAGCCAAACCAGUGUAACUUGCCAGGGCCUCACCAUCCAAACUCUGUCUCUGUUAGGCAGAAUGUAAACAUGUACAGUGUCGGUAAUGCAGCAGCACAAGGCCGGAACGCCCAGCAGCCUCCAGCACAAUCUCUGAACUCCGCUCAGCCCAGUCUACGCAACCAAGUGCCUCCUCCACUACUUCCCUCUCAGGUUCCUCCACCCCUGUUGAAGUACUCUCCCAAUAAUGGAGGUCUGAACCCUCUGUUUGGCCCACAGCAGGUGGCUAUGCUGAACCAGCUGUCUCAGCUCAACCAACUGUCUCAGCUUUCUCAGAUUAAUCAGUUACAGCGUCUCCUUUUGCAGCAAAAAGCGCAAAACCAGAGGGCCAUGCCUGUUAACAGCCGCCAGCAACAGGAACAGCAGGGUCGUGGUUUGGGUCCGUCACAGCAGAUGAUCCAGCCUCCUCGCCAUCUCGAUCCCUCCCUGAUGAAGCAGCAGACUUCCCCUCAGCCACCCUCACUGCAUCAACCCAGCCUCAAGUCCUAUAUGGAGAACUUCAUGCCCCCCAAUGCCUCUGACCUGCAGAAAGAACAAAGUUCCUUGAGCUCGUUCAGUAAUUUCCCUUUAGGUGGGUGUCCUCCCCAUCUUAAUAUAGGCCAGACUGACUCUAUGUUGCACCAAGCUGCCAAGCCCAACACAAUGUUUGCCUCUGACAUGUCAGGCUAUCAGCCAGCUGGCAUUAGUCAAAGUCAUAGCCUCCUAGCCCCACCUCUGAGCAAUGGCCACAUGGUGCCAGGCUCUCCCAUCAACCCUCGGGUAGGAAAGAACUUCUGUCCUGACAGCAGCUCUCUGCCAGCAAGAGGUUUGAACUCAAACUUGAAUGUAAGCAACCUCGACAUUGGUAGUGUUGGUUUUAAGGAGCCACAGUCCCGUCUGAAGAAGUGGACUGCCAUGGAUAUUUCCGUUAACUCGCCACUUGAUCAAAACCCCAGCAAAUCUGGUGCUAUAACAUCUGGCCUGAGGCUUGAAGACUCACCCUUUGGUCCAUAUGACUUCAUGAAUGCCAGUAACACUCCCAUCAGUCCUCCUGGCUCUGUGGGAGAUGGCUGGCCCAGCCGUGCCAAAUCACCUCAUGGUUCCACCAAUGUCAACUGGCCACCAGAGUUCCGUCCUGGUGAGCCCUGGAAAGGAUAUCCAAACAUUGAUCCUGAAACUGACCCAUUUGUCACUCCUGGCAGUGUGAUUAAUAAUCUCUCCAUUAAUACAGUCCGGGAUGUUGAUCACCUCAGGGACAGAAACAAUGGGCCAUCCUCAUCACUUAACACCACGCUGCCUUCAAAUAGUGCCUGGACAUCCAUUCGUGCCUCCAACCACAAUAGUUCCCUCAGCAGUACAGCACAAAGCACUUCAGCCAGAAACAGUGACUCCAAAUGGUCUCCUGGUACAGUCACCAACACCUCUUUGGCUCACGAGCUGUGGAAGGUUCCUCUCCCCUCGAAAGGUAUCUCUGCUCCGUCCCGCCCUCCACCUGGCCUGACUGGCCAGAAACAGCCCUCAUCUUGGGACAACGGCUCUCUGAGACUGGCAGGCUGGGGUAGCUCUGACUCCAGAUUCAACUCUGGUUCCAGCUGGGGUGACAGCAGCUCAGGGAGAACUAAUUGGCUUGUUCUCAAAAACCUUACACCUCAGAUUGAUGGCUCCACCUUGCGAACUCUGUGCAUGCAGCACGGUCCACUGAUCACAUUCCAUCUGAACCUUCCCCAUGGCAACGCUGUCGUCUGCUAUAGCUCUAAAGAGGAGGCGGCAAAAGCCCAGAAGUCACUGCACAUGUGUGUUUUAGGGAACACUACUAUUCUUGCAGAGUUUGCUAGUGAAGAGGAAAUUAAUCGUUUCUUUGCACAAGGUCAGUCAAUGACUGCCUCUCCCAGCUGGCAGACGCUGGGCUCUUCUCAGAAUCGGAUCGGAUCCAUCGAGGGUUCUCACCCCUUCCCAAACCGCACUGAUCCAAAUCACUGGAACGGCAGCGGGCUGUCAGGAGCCGGCAGCGGAGACCUGCACGGCUCGUCUCUCUGGGGCGUUCCCAAUUACUCCACGAGCCUGUGGGGCAGCCCCAGUGGUGGUGAGGGGGGGAGAAUCAACAGUCCCUCCCCCAUCAGCUCCUUCCUUCCUGUUGACCAUCUGACAGGAGGUGGGGAGUCCAUGUAGUGCAUCUUUCACCUUCUAACUUAAAAAAUAAAAAACGACGACAAAAAAAAACAAAAAAAAAAACUUACAAACCCGUGACCUCAAUGUGGAAAUAGUUAAUCAUAAUCAUAUGACCAUAUAUAUAUUAUGUAUAAAAAUCAAAUGGCACUAGUUAGACUUUCUUCACUUACAAAGAGAAAAAAAAAAAACAAUGCGGGGUCACCCUGUGGAAACAAGUUACGUUUUUUUCUGCACAUAUGUCCACUUUGUUUUAGCCCAAAACAUAUCAGUUUGAAUACUUGAAUCAUGCAGGCCAAUUCUAUAAUGUGAAAGGAUGUAUUUACACUUCCAGGUAGUGCUCUUCAUACAGAAAAAGCUUCAGUUGAGCUCAUCUGUUUAUUCAUCAUGUUUAUUUGAAUUCCAAUUCUUUUCGUUUUGUUUUUAUUAUUUGCAUUUUGUUUGCUGACAAUGUUGGAGUUUGAGCUUUUUUAACUUUGCACUGAAUGUGGUUUUUCUCAGUAUAAUCUGCAAUAUGGAGGGAGCCGACAGUUCCAGUGUAGUUGUUUACUCAAGGAUGUUCUUAAAGUGUGCGCUCUACUAUGCCUUGAUGUACGCCUACCUUAUUGUGGUAUUGUGGAGUUCGAGAUCAAGAUAUAGAUGCUGACUUAGGAUUAUUUGAUGAUAUUACAGAAAUAAGUAUUGCACCAAUUUUGUUUUAAAACUAAAGAAUUUAGCUCUGCAGUGUAAAAAACUGUAGCCACAGCUGUGACUUGCAAACCCGACCUGCAAGCCAGGGGGAACAGCACUUUCAAAAUAGGCUUUCAAUUUUGUUUUGGAGGCGUCACAUUGUGCCCUCUUGUUUACAAAACUUUUUGAGGGGGGAAAGUAUGGUCAUUCUUCCUUUUAUUUUAAAUGGAAAAAUUACAACAAAAAAAAUGCAUAAAGAAUUUUUUAAAAAAUCAUAUAAAAAUUAUAAAAUACAAAAAUGUAAAAAAAAAACAUAAAAAAUCAACUAAACAGGAAAAAAAAAAAAGAAAAAAAUCUUGAGGAUGAAGACGAAGCUUUCUAUCUCUGGGAAUACUGAUCAGUGUUUGGCCAUGUCAUUGGUUAUUUUAUCUAUUCCUCUUGUCUGCUAAAUAACCAGCAUGGUUCUCAGGAAAUAUAGCCAGUUUUCCCCCAUAGAAACUCCUUGUAGGAAAAUCCAACUUUUAGCACUGAAACUACUUAUAGCUCUGUAAGUUUUUCUCUGCCAAAUAACUGCUUUAAGCUGGAGACAUUCUACAUACUGCUUUUCGAAUAUGCUGUCUUUUUAUUAAUGAGUGGAUAUGGUUUGCUGAAUCACUAUCUAGUCCUUCCCUUUUUCCCACUGAGUGGCUCAAUGUUUUUCGCUUUGUGACUGUCGAAGUAACUGUCAAAUGUCAUAAGAAAAAGCAGAAAUCUGUAACUAUGCAUACUGUGGCCAAUGACUCGGCCUACAGAAUCGCUUUUUCUUUGUCUGAAGUAAUGUUUUAUAUGUUUUCAGCAAUUUGCAUAUACAUUGUUUGAUAUAUAUAUAAAUAUAUAUAUAUUUUCCUCAUCGCCAGAGCUGGUGUUAAAGAAAAAUUGUUUGGUUAUUUUAACAGUGCAAAAGUCGUCCACAUUUCAUUGCCUUGAUUCAAAUUGUGUCCGAAGAUGCAACAAGUCAAGUGGCUUUUAACUGUUUACAAAUAGAAAAUGAUUGUAAUGUGUACAGUUUGGUUGUGUUAAUCUGAAGUUCCUUACAAUAUUAAUAAAUCAAUGUUUUGGCUGCUCAUUACCAUUUUAUUUUCAUUUUAAUUUUUUGUUUGUUUUUUUUUCUUCCCCCCUUUUUCCCCCUUUUCCCCCUUCCUCAAAGCUGGUUUGUCAUUGAAAAUGGCUUGCCUCUGUACUUGUGGCCAAGGAAGGCUGGAUUAGAGGUGAAUGUAAUCUGUUGCUGGUAGUUUAAAUAAUAAUGUGCAUAGAUUUACAGACUAUUUACCUUUUAUUGUACUAUAUUUUAGGUGCACAAUUUAUGAGACGCUUCAAGAGCGAGAGGGAGAGAAAGAUGUCAGCAUUAGGCUAAGCCAUGGACCUUAAUAUUUGUUUAAGCUGUUGUUGUUGUUGUUGUUGUUUUUUUUUUUUUUUUCCUCCAGUUUGUUUUAUUUGAGAAGUAGAACUUGUGUGGUGUGUUAACUUAUCCAUAUUUAAUGACUCAUCGUACAAAACCCUGAGUAUUAGCCUCACUUUAUGGUUGCGUGCCAGUAUUGAACCAUUUUAAGUAACUGCUUUACCAAAUAUUCUUCAAUCAAAGGAUUUGUUUACUUAAUUCCAGACCUGGCUUAUCUCAUUUUGUUUUUGUCUGACUAAUUUUAAGUGGAACAUUGGAGAGAAACUACAUAACGAAAGCCGAAAAUGAGUUUUUGGAAUUGCACUUGGUGUACAUAAUGAACUAGAAAAGCUUGUACUGUAUUUGUGUUCUGGAGGCAGAGUGUAGCUUUGGAGACUGGACGGGCCUUUUGUUUGUCUUUUAUUCUGUGUGUACAAUGGCUAGACUCUUUAAGCGUGCGUUUGUGCCUGCGUGUUUGAGUGGUCCACUCCAUUCCUGCGCAUCAGGAGCCCAAGUAUUCUCCUCUUGUACGGGGGCGUAUAACUGCAGGUAUCACCGAUCGGAUUGCCGUGACUUUGUUUACUCCCUCGAUGUGGAUUGCUCAAUCUUUUGUGCUUUAGUUACAUGUUCGUAUGCGUCCGGGAAUAGCGUUAGUCCUUUCUGGAAGUGUGGCGCUGAGCUUUACCAAUGGUUCUUGAAUGGGUUCUUUCCUGCUGUCAUGGCAAACGUGCUAGUUUCCCUAUUCUUCGUGGCUUUGUUUUUCUGAAGUGAACUUUGAAAGCGUAGGGAAAAGCCAUUGGCACCCAGUUUGUUUCCACUUACAAUUAUUCAUUUUAUUUUAUUUUUUGGUUUCAUUCCCAUCCCCCCCACCCCACCCCUUUCCUCUUAAUUUUGUUUUAUGUAUGUGCAGCUGUUUGGUGUUAGACAGAACUGUCAUGCUGAGACAUUUUGAUAAUUCACUGUCAUGCCAAAUUAUCGAGUAGGGGGAGGAAAGGGAUUUGUUUUGUAAAAGCUGGACAAUGUAUAUGCUUCAAAUGUCACUUGCAAAAUGGAUGUUUUGAGGAUAUUCAUGAGCAAUGUACAAUCCCCAUUUUUAUAGCCAGGUUGAACGUAGAGGAAACGAAAAAGUGACUUGGCCUGACAUUCUACUUUUGUACUGAAAAUGUCAUUCUUUUUCUGAUUUAUCCUGUGAGCAAAUAUACCCAUGUCUUUUAAAUGGUUCCUACUGUUGAACAAUGUGCUAAGGCAAUUGACUUAAACUGUGAGUAUUGCUGUCAUGUCAUUAUAAACCCAAAAAGCUUUAGUAAAACCAGCACAAGAAACGGACGAACGAGAGUUUAAAUCGAAACUUCCACCAUGGGGAAAUUCUAAGAGAGUCUAUGCAGUGUAGGAUGAGGCUUCCAUGUCUGUGUCUUUGCUUAGUGAAAUCCUGACCGCGGUAGCGGUCGGAUUUAAAAAUACGAUUCCUGUAAUGUGCCAUGAUUGAAACUUUCUUUGAUUUUAUUUUUUGUCUCAAAAAUUGGCCAGUUGUAGCAAAUGGAGGGUCGCAUUAACAUUUCCUUUUUCACAGCGCUCCUCACUGAACGGGCUGUGGAAUAGCAAAUUCUUCUAGUGGUCUGUCCAGAAAUAGUUUGCUCACAUGUAACCUAUAUGCACACUGCUUUGGUAGACUGUUUGAAAAUUAAUAGAAAUAAACAUCAAUAAGAUAACUUAAAUGAGCAGGAAGUUCUUUUCAGCGUCUUCCUGGGGUCAUCUUAGAAUUUUAACUUGGGGAACUGCACUUUUUGAAGGACAAUCCUUAUUUGUAUUGGUAACAAUUGACACAAGGUUUAGUCUAGUAAUACAUGGUAGAUACUCAAAUGUGUAGUGAUGAAUGUUUUCUGUAAUGCUGUUUUUUUUUUCUUUUUUUCUUUUUUUUUUUUCUCUUUGUUGCUUGGUUUUCGAUUUUAGUACCCUUAAGUGCAUAUGUAACGAGGUAGAGGUAAUAGAGUAGUUUUAGGUCUUUUGUUGGCUGUACUUGUAGACUGAUAAUAACUGUUUGUAAAGUCCUGAUCUUGAUAUCGGAAUACAAAGCUGUAUAACUUGGGUACAACCCGCAAUAAAGCCUAACAGUGA